AUGCAGUACGUCGGUAGAGCGAUCGGGUCUGUGACCAAAAGUUGGUCGUCGAUCAACCCCGCCACGCUGUCUGGCGCCAUCGAUGUGAUCGUGGUCGAACACAUGGAUGGUGAAAUGUCAUGUUCACCUUUUCAUGUGAGGUUUGGCAAGUUCCAAAUCUUCAAGCCGUCGCAGAAGAAGGUGGAGGUCAUCGUCAAUGGGCAGCCCACAGACAUCCCGAUGAAGCUGGGGGACACGGGGGAGGCGUACUUCGUGUUCCAAAUGGACACAGACCUCAACAAUAUCCCGGAGGAGCUGAUCACCUCGCCCGUGGUGAGCGCGGCAAGCUCUCCCAGCUUGUCGCCACGCAUCUCGCCCGGGGACGACAAGAAGCUGCCGGAGCCCGAUUUCCUCGAUAUCAACGACGGCAGCACGGACGGCACCUUCUCACCCAAGACUGAGGGCGACUACGUCUCCACGGUGGAGCGGCCGGUGACGCCCACGCUCAAGAGCGGCAGCGUGUUCAAGGAACGCCUAAACAAGAAACUUGAACAGAAACGCAUUCCCAACAGGGUGGACAAUAAGGGUAACCUGCUGCUGGAUAUCGAGGGCUACAAGUCGAACCAAGAACGGGUGCACGAUACAGACGAGAUGCUCAAGAUGCUGCUCCAGGAGGAGCUGGGCCAGGACAACGAUAUCUCGCCCUUCGUGAAAGAAGACGACAACGGCCACAUCCGCAUCGUGAACCCCUACGAUCACCUGAGCGGGGGCCCCUCCCCACCAAGCUCGCCCGCAUCCUCGUCACUGUCAAUGGAGACCGUGCCAUCGAACAACAAUGGCUCGGAAGUGCAGUCCGAGUACACAGACUCGCUGCAAUCGUUAGAGACGCUGUCUCCACUGCCAAAGAACCCGACGGGGGCCAACUACAUCAAGUCCAUUAGACUAACCUCGGAUCAAUUGCAUUGUCUGGACCUAAAAUACGGCGAGAACGACCUGACCUUUUCCGUCGACAAAGGCCGCGCGUUCGUGACCGCCAAGCUGUUCCUGUGGAAGUGGGACGUGCCCAUCGUGAUCUCCGACAUCGACGGCACGAUCACCAAGUCCGACGCCCUGGGCCACGUCCUCACCAUGAUCGGCAAAGACUGGACGCACCCGGGCGUGGCCAAGCUCUUCACGGAGAUCCAGCGCAACGGCUACAACAUCAUGUAUCUGACCGCGCGGAGCGCGGGCCAGGCGGACUCGACGCGGAGCUACCUCCGCUGUAUCCAACAGGACGGCUGCACGCUGCCCUUCGGCCCCGUCAUCCUGUCGCCCGACAGGACCAUUGCCGCGCUGCGCCGCGAAGUCAUCCUCAAAAAGCCCGAGGUCUUCAAGAUCGCGUGUCUCAACGACAUCCGCAAGCUCUACUUCCACGAGCUGCAGGCCGCCGACGCUGAGACCGCCCCAGCCGAUGGCCAGCCCACGCCCUUCUACGCCGGCUUCGGCAACCGCAUCACCGACGCCCUCUCAUACCGCACGGUCGGCAUCCCCAGCUCCCGCAUCUUCACCAUCAACCCCGACGGCGAGGUCCACAUGGAGCUGCUCGAGCUGACCGCCCUGCGCAGCUCGUACGUCCACAUCAACGAGCUCGUCGACCAGUUUUUCCCGCAUAUCCGCCACUCCUACCUGCCCGACGACGACCUCAAGAGCCUCUCGCCCACCCCCGGCUCCCCCGCCUUCCACCCCGAGGAGCGCUCCUUCUACCGCCAGCACGAUGAGAAGUUCUCCGACUUCAACUACUGGCGCGACCCCGUGCCCAACCUCGACGACCUCUCCGACUCCAGCUCCGUCUGCUCCGCAGAACCCUCUUCCCCCGCGCCCUCCACCAGCCCCACCCCCGCGCCGGACCCGCCGCUCGAGCCGCUGGCCUCGCCGGACCCGCCGCGCCCGCCCAUCGACGCCCUGUUGCCGCUCCAGCCGCCGGGGCUUGGCGUCCGCAUCACCGCGCCCCUCCCGCGCCCCGCCGCGCCUCCCACCGCCCCGGCAGACCUCAGCGACGACGACUACUCCGACGACGAGUUCGACGAGGACGAGUUUGACGACGAUGACUUCCCUCCAUAG
Eremothecium gossypii ATCC 10895 is the source of this 2079-nucleotide messenger RNA. It is a transcript of the gene PAH1, whose product is annotated as phosphatidate phosphatase PAH1. Gene Ontology annotation, biological process: fatty acid catabolic process; triglyceride biosynthetic process. The transcript has a single exon. Gene Ontology annotation, molecular function: phosphatidate phosphatase activity. The coding region runs from base 1 to 2079 and encodes 692 amino acids. The record is from RefSeq and is marked provisional. Gene Ontology annotation, cellular component: nucleus. Lineage: Eukaryota; Fungi; Ascomycota; Saccharomycetes; Saccharomycetales; Saccharomycetaceae.